AAUCCUGAGGAUCUCCUUAGGGGUUGUGGGUGUAUAAGUUUUGGCUUACAGUGGUCGACUAGAAGCAGUUCAUGGGCUCUUUGUUCCUUAAUCGCCGACUAUGCUGCUGUUUUUAUGGGUGUUUGCCGCCUGUGCUGGGCUUGUCUGGCAAGAUUGGUCUUUGCCAAAUGUGAAUCUAACUUUGGCAAGCUUGGGGAAAUACUGGAGGCCGGGUCAAUGAAGAGCCCACCGGGAGAAAACUGUGGCCAUGGCCGUGUUGUGUACGCCUACGAGGAGAACGUCGUAGCUCGUACUAUUGAAGCUACGAACGACGUGGGGAAUCUUACGGGGGCAAAUGGUUCGAGAAUAACGGUGCCUUCACGAGGGAUUAAAAGCAUGUAG
Molecule: messenger RNA, 381 nt
Organism: Pyricularia pennisetigena
Lineage: Eukaryota; Fungi; Ascomycota; Sordariomycetes; Magnaporthales; Pyriculariaceae
Exons: 2
Source: RefSeq, a predicted model, not a curated record